AUGGAACAGCACUUCUCCGCUGUAGAAGAGGAACUCCGCAGCAUAAAGGCCGAGGCACUGAUGCUGCGACAGAGAAAUGCUCGCUUGACCGACGAAAUCAACUAUCGUAUCAAGAGUGAAAUGAAGAUGGAAUCGGCAUUAACGGGGAUCAAAACAGAACUUGAAAAAACACAGCAGGAGUUCGAUCAGACCGAAACCGUUGCUCGAGACAAUGCACCAAGAGAAGGGGGAGAGAUCAGGACAGUCAACCAUGAGAUCGUAGACUUUCUCUAUGGCCUGACGCAUGAGUACUUAUCUUUGAAAGAGACACUCCGCCGAGAAAGAGAGCUUUCUGCUGAAGCCAGACAAGCUGCCACUGAGUCCGCUAAUCAUUAUCAGAAAGUAGCCACGGAUUUGAUGACAAAACUAAACUCACUACAGACACGGGAAGAAGCAUUGUAUGAUGAGCAGUGUUCGUCCGAAUGGCGCAAGCUUCAACAAGACCUUGACUCAUGGACAAGACGAACCUUCAGGGAUAAGUCAGUUAUGGGUUAUAUGACAUUGACAAAUUUGCGGAGGACAUCGUCAACCAUAAUAAUACCUGAAGACAUGUUGAAAAAUGUACAGGGGAAGCGUGCCUAUAUUCAGGGGUUCAUCGCUGGUAUUAUCUUCGAUACUGUUUUCCGUCGUCUCUUUGUCCUCAGUCCCACUAUACGAUCUGGACGGCUGUUGACGGCAGUUGGCAAAGUUAUAAGAGGCUCUGAAAGUAGCCAAGCGUGGGAAACCUGGAGAUCGACCACCAGCAGAGCUCUAGGGGAUCGUCAUACCUUCUCAAAUCGCCGCCUAAAUAAUGCCUGCAACCAGCUCGUACAAAGCGUCGAAGCCUUAUUCAGCGAGUACUACAGCCCAGGCGUUCAAAAAGAAGUUGUGAAUAAAGGACUGCGUCAGAUCUUCGAGGAUUGUGUGGCGUUUAAGAAGAAACUCGAGUAUCAGGAGUUCGACUAUGAUUUUCGACGAAGUCUUCCCGGCGCUGCAUAUUCCUCAGAAUACAUGAACAGCUCGAAUUACGUAGAGGAAGACGGUAGUAUUGUCCAAAUAAGUAUCUGGGCUUCUCUCUACAAGGUGGCUUUCAAUAAUGAAGAGCUUCUCAUUGAGCCUGAGGCUGUUUGGACAAGUCAGCCGGACCCAGUCGGCGAUGCAGAGCAGACAUGA
Molecule: messenger RNA, 1191 nt
Organism: Talaromyces stipitatus ATCC 10500
Lineage: Eukaryota; Fungi; Ascomycota; Eurotiomycetes; Eurotiales; Trichocomaceae
Exons: 3
Coding region: 1-1191 (396 amino acids)
Source: RefSeq, a predicted model, not a curated record